Messenger RNA from Helianthus annuus (common sunflower), 1753 nucleotides. Its product is annotated as SUPPRESSOR OF GAMMA RESPONSE 1. The transcript has 6 exons. Gene Ontology annotation, cellular component: nucleus. NCBI's taxonomy places the organism in Eukaryota, Viridiplantae, Streptophyta, Magnoliopsida, Asterales, Asteraceae. Bases 216 to 1508 code for a protein of 430 amino acids. Gene Ontology annotation, molecular function: DNA-binding transcription factor activity; transcription cis-regulatory region binding. Gene Ontology annotation, biological process: regulation of DNA-templated transcription. The record is from RefSeq and is a predicted model, not a curated record.
GUUGAUUAAAUGAUUUAUGUUCUUUGAAUAUAAAAAGUGACCUCGAUAAUCAAAGCAGAUAAUUGUAUAAACUGCACAGUUCAUACUUAUAAUUGUAUACAUACAUUCUUUUCGAGUCUACCCGCAGUCAACCAUAAGAAACAUUCUGCAGAGAGAGUGCUGCUAAAGAUCGACGGUGCCCUAUCUUCAUUCUCUGAUCCGAUUCACUCAUCGCCAUGGCUGGGCAAUCAUGGUUGGUGGAUAGCAACCGAUUUGCGUCCAAGAUUAAAAGUGCCUCUGGUGCAUGUGAUCCUGAAAACAUCAAAUGGAAAAGUAAUCCGACCAAAGCAUGCCCAAACUGUCACCAUAUAGUCGACAACAGUGAUGUUAAUCAAGCCUGGCCGGGGUUGCCCCGAGGGGUUAAAUUUGACCCGCUGGAUCAAGAAAUUAUCUGGCAUUUACUUGCUAAAAGCGGUGCACGAGGUUUCCAGCCUCACCCUUUUAUCGAUGAGUUUAUUCCAACGGUCGAUGAAGAUGACGGAAUCUGUUACACCCAUCCUCAAAAGUUGCCAGGGGUACAACAAGAUGGAAGCGUAUCGCACUUUUUCCAUAGAGCAAUUAAAGCUUACAAUACCGGAACUAGAAAACGCCGUAAGAUACACGGUGAUGAUUUUGGCGACUUCCGUUGGCACAAAACGGGCCGAACAAAGCCCGUUGUGUUAGACGGGGUUCAACAAGGGUGUAAGAAAAUCAUGGUUCUUUACGUAAGCCCGGUCAAAGGCGGGAAAGCUGAAAAAACGAAUUGGGUUAUGCACCAAUAUCAUUUGGGAACCGGAGAAGAUGAAAAGGAAGGCGAGUAUGUGAUUUCGAAAGUCUUUUAUCAACAACAACUGCAGUCUAAACCAAACGGAAAAGAUGAAGAGAUUGUAGUUUCAGACUUUGCUGCUCCUGUUGUCAAAGUUGACCCUGUGACUCCUAAGUCCGUGACCCCUGAACCGCCUCGUGCUGAAAAACGGGUCGUAGAUACAACAGGCCUUGAACAAGAGCCCGCUGAAACUUUUGCAGAUCCUGUUCAGCAUGAGAUGGAGCCAGUGAACGAGGUUGAGCUAGAAACUUCUGGCGGGAAGCUUGGUGAAGACGAAGAUAAUAUGACGAACGAAAAUCAUGUUUCUGAGAUACCGGGGGCUAAUAACGAUAGUCAAGGUGGUGAAGAAGUAAAAUGGUGGGAUAGUGAGUCACAGUAUAUAUUAGAUUCACAACAACUUGUGGAAGGGCUUUCUUUGUGUGACGAGUUUCUUCAGAGUCAAUCUCCUCAAAGAGACGCUGAAAACCAACCGAAUGGAAAACCGCGUCUUGCAGAUUACGCUCAUUUAGGGGCGGAAAAUCUGAAAAAAGAUUUAGAAGCAUGUCAAGAUUUGGUUCUCGAUCCUGCGAAUUUGGAACUUGAUACACCGCCUGAUUUCCGCUUGAGCCAGCUCGAGUUCGAAUCUCAAGAAAGUUUUAUUGCGUGGGGAGGCGGUGGUAAGUGAUCUUCAUUAGAGCAAACUAUGUAUGUUGCGCUUCUUUUGUGAAACUAUUGUAUGUCGUUUUGUUGAAACUAACUUGGGAUGAAUUGGGAUGGUACUUAAUGUUUUGGAAGUAAGUGUUUAUAUGGUAUGAUUGUGAUGGAAUGAAGAUGCUUGACAUGCUGCCAUAGUGCCAUCUCAUAAUGCUACCCAAAAUUUCAGACACUUAACAAUAUUUUUAAUGUAAAUCACAAAUCUUUCCUUUAUCA